AGUUCUAACCAUCAAAUACACAAUAAAGCGGAUGAACACAGAGUGAGCGACACACAGGACCACAGACUGUUCCCUCCCAGUUGAAGCAAAGUGAGCUGUAGGUUCACCACGCGCCUUCUCUUAAGGCGCCUUUUGACACUUUUGGACAGUUGUUGAAACUUUUCUUUGCUGACGAGCAGCCAUGGGUUCCUUCGGGUGGGGCCUCGUCACCAAUUUCUUCACCUAUGAGACCACCAAGUCUGUGUUGGUCAAGAGUUGGUCCGUGGGCAUCAUCAACCGAGUCGCACAGCUGCUCAUCAUUUCAUAUUUCUUCGGCUGGGUCUUCGUCCACGAGAAAGCGUACCAGGCGUUUGACACCGGCAUCGAGUCCUCUGUGAUGACCAAAGUAAAAGGCUUGGGUUACCACAACGGCCGAGUGAUGGACGUUGCCGACUACGUCUUCCCCCAACAGGGCGCCGGGAUCUUCUGCAUCAUGACCAAAGUCAUCGUCACAGAAAAUCAGUUUCAAGGAUAUUGUUCAGAGGUGGGAGGAAUGUUUAAAUGUACCAAAGACGAAGACUGCCACAAGCACAUGGGCAGCAUCCUCUCCAACGGGGUGAUUACAGGCGUCUGCGUUAACUCCACCAAUGCAACCAAGGCUCAUUGCGAGAGUUUCGGAUGGUGUCCAGCCGAGAACGACCGAGUUGCGGUCAAACCGAUGCUGGAUGUGAGCAACUUCACCAUCUUCAUCAAAAACAGCGUUCGCUUUCCAAUGUUCGAUGUCACCAGAGGGAACCUUAUCUCCACAAUGACGUCCGAUGAUAUCAGGAAAUGUACUUACCAUCCCGAGACGAACCCCUACUGCCCCAUCUUUCGCGUGACGGACGUGCUGAAUUACACUAAUCAGAACGUGGCGGACCUCGCACUCAAGGGUGGAGAAAUAGGAAUAAAUAUUGAGUGGAAGUGUAACUUGGAUCUGGACAUUGAAUAUUGCUUACCCAAGUACAAAUUCACACGACUGGAUGCGCCGUUUGCCAAGAAUGCCAUUUCCAGCGGCUACAACUUCAGAUUUGCCAAAUAUUUCCAGACGGAGAAUGGGACGGAAUUUCGGACGCUUCACAAAGCGUUUGCCAUCCGCUUUGACGUCAUGGUCACCGGCAAAGCAGGAAAGUUUGACAUAAUCCCGACACUCAUCAACUUGGUAGCUGCCUUCACCUCUGUUGGACUGGGUACGGUUCUCUGUGACAUUAUCCUGCUUAACUUCUUGAAAGGGGCAGACCAGUACAAAGCCAAGAAAUUUGAAGAGGUGUCGGAGGCUCAGAUAGACGCGUCCCACGGUCGGAGCCCAGACAGCCAGCUGUCCCUUAGACCAGGUAUCAAGAGCUCCUACGACUCUGGAGCCAUUUCCCUCGAUGCCUCUGAUCAACCAGUCUGACUGACGACGACAACAACAACAACAACAACAACAACAACAACAAUGUGAAGAAUGGACUUCUCUUUCUCUUUCCAUUGCUGCAAGAGAUCCUGGUUGUCAGGCCAGUGCAGUCAGUUUUCGUUUGGCGAGCUUAUGGAAUCUUUGCAGUUUCGCGGAGGAGGAGUCAGAAGGAAAGAAUAAUCACCUGUUGUAUGGCUGAUACGAAUAAUUGGAGUUUCUUGGUUAGCAUCACGCAGGCACAUAUUCUCCAGAUGGUUUAGGAGGAAACUCAAGGGAUGGCAUACUCCUCAGCAUUUAUAUAAAGCUUGGUUUCAAGUACAAUAAUUCUACUUGUAGGGCAUUACACAGUAGUAAACUGCUAUUUUAAUGUCAUCAGUUUCAUUUUACAGCUAUAAUAAACUACGAGCACAUGUUUGUUAGCCAAACACAUUAAAGCUGUUUUCCUUUAGCUUUGCUCGAAUGAACCAGAAUAACAAAAAAAACAUGUUGAGUAUUAAAUAACAAUAACAGCCCUGAGAAUAAAGUAUUUGACUACCAUUUUG
This is a messenger RNA of Gasterosteus aculeatus aculeatus (three-spined stickleback), 1956 nucleotides long. It is a transcript of the gene p2rx3a, whose product is annotated as purinergic receptor P2X, ligand-gated ion channel, 3a. Gene Ontology annotation, molecular function: ATP binding; purinergic nucleotide receptor activity; extracellularly ATP-gated monoatomic cation channel activity. Gene Ontology annotation, biological process: response to ATP; calcium ion transmembrane transport. NCBI's taxonomy places the organism in Eukaryota, Metazoa, Chordata, Actinopteri, Perciformes, Gasterosteidae. The record is from RefSeq and is a predicted model, not a curated record. Gene Ontology annotation, cellular component: plasma membrane.